AUGGUGUUAUUAGACGUUAAUCAUUCACGAUUUAGAGAUUUUCCUACAACUUUGUAUAUGACAAGGAAAUUGUUAGGAUUAGGUAAACAAGAUAAGGCAUAUGCAGUAUGUCUGGAUUGUAACACUUUAUAUAAGGCAAAACCGAAGGCAACCUUGCAGAACACAAUUAAUGAAAUGGAUCCCAAUUGUUAA
This is a messenger RNA of Funneliformis caledonium, 192 nucleotides long. NCBI's taxonomy places the organism in Eukaryota, Fungi, Glomeromycota, Glomeromycetes, Glomerales, Glomeraceae. The record is from the annotation of a GenBank genome assembly.